CUUUUCGAUUCAAAUUUAAAAUAUUUUAUAUUUUAAACUAAUUAAAAAAAUGAUCAUUUGUAUGAAAAUAAAUAUAAUAUUUUUUAUACUGUAUUUUGUUUCUUCGGUAAAAAUGAGAGAGCCAGUGUAUUAUGUUAGCCAAGUAAAUAAUUGGGAUGAUCGGCCUAAUAAUAUUGAAGUAACUCCAUUGAAAAACGAUCAUUAUUUUCGACCAGUCAGUAACGAAUGGAAAAAAAAUAAAUGUCAAUCUUUAGGAUUACAAUUUAAUGAAAUAAUUUUUCGUUCUUAUGAUAAUGACAUAUAUCUCAAUAAUACACUACCUAAAAUAUUAACAAUUCCAUCACUAACUUAUGAUGUAGAUCAAAAAAAUAACUGUAUUUUUGAAGCAUUAUCUCUUGCAAUUUGUGGGAAUAAAUCGUAUUUUAAACAAAUACGAGGUAAAGUUCUUGAUAACUUAAAAAAUAGUAAAGAAUUAAAAAACUUUCUUGGUAGCGAAAGAAGAUUUAAAAAUUACUUAUUAUUAAAGAACAACGGAAAUUUGGUUGAUGAUUACGGCUCGGUUACAGAAGUACUUGCUACUGCCGAAUACUUAGAUGUAUGCAUUUAUGUAUAUGUAGUUGAAUACAAACAAUGGGUUCUUCACCGAAAAGAUUGGCCAAAUUAUGAAUCUAUUAAUAUGAAGAGUGAAAAUUGUAUUUAUUUAAAAUUUUGUAACCAAAGUGCUUAUGUUGUUACUGCCAUUAGUAUCUUUUUUUAAGUUCACAAAAAUUAAAUAUAUAUUUAAAUUUCAUACUACUAAAUUCACAAUAAAUCAUAUAUGAGAUAUUUUCAUCAGAGUCGAAAAUAUACUUUUCUAAACUAAUUUUUCGCGCUGAUAUCAAAUCUGCAAUUAGAUUUUUUUCAUCAUCACUAAUAUUUUAUAUUAAUAAUAACUAGUUAAAAAUGAGUACUAACAUUUGAA
Molecule: messenger RNA, 961 nt
Organism: Daktulosphaira vitifoliae (grape phylloxera)
Lineage: Eukaryota; Metazoa; Arthropoda; Insecta; Hemiptera; Phylloxeridae
Exons: 4
Coding region: 50-757 (235 amino acids)
Source: RefSeq, a predicted model, not a curated record